AUGGAAGUUUUCAAUGCCAACACUGAUGUGACCAAAUACGGUGCCGAAUUGUUCAAAGUUUACUCGGACACUGUUUUUGCAAAUAAUUAUGAGAAGGUACAAAAAAGAAACUUUGAUGUUCUGAAAAUUUCGGUUUACUCACAAACAAUAUCCAUUUUUGCAGUUAUUCGACUUUUACGAUGAAAACGCCGUGCUUCUUGAAAAGGGGAAGGAAUCAUUCUUCGGCUCCAAAGCAAUCAUCCAGGCUAUCAAAAGCUAUCAUGAUAAACUUGGACCAAGUAGCACUGAAGUAAGAAAUCCUUGAAUCCCAUCUGAUAACAACAUAAAUAAAAACAGAAUAUUCAGAACUACAAUCUACGAAUCGAACACGCUGGAAAUGUUCUUGUGAUCACUAGCAAAUAUAAGGUGAGAUAGAAUGAUUUAUUCUGAACCUAUAACAAUUCUAGGUUCAGUCGGCUGUUGACAACAAAGUCAUUGAAGGCGAUUAUAUUCAAUUUUGGAGAUGUGAUAUUGGCGAAACACCAAAAAUCAUUCGAGAUGAAUUCACUAUUGAUAAUGAGCAUUAA
This is a messenger RNA of Caenorhabditis angaria, 566 nucleotides long. Lineage: Eukaryota; Metazoa; Nematoda; Chromadorea; Rhabditida; Rhabditidae. The record is from the annotation of a GenBank genome assembly.